CCACUCUCUCCUUCUCUCUCUCUCAGUGAAGUAAAAUGGCGCUCCAUCGACCAACGGUGGCCACUCUUGCUCUUAUUUUCACUAUUUUAUGUCCCCUAAGUGAUAGUUUGAGUGAUAGCUAUGGCAACGAUGCAGUGGUGUUCCUUGGUGGUGAUGGUGAAGCCGGCGCUGUGGUAGUGAACGCUGGAGCCAGAAGCACUCACCGUUCUCAUAGCAACUCAGUAUCUCGCUUCUCCUCCACCUUCUGCACGGUAGACCACGACAGCUGUGUACUGGACGACAUCCCAUGUGCCCUUAACACUACCUGUGAGGCGGCUUUCCCGAACAUAAUUCUGGCCAUGGAGAUUGGCAAGGACAGUCCAGUACCUACCAGACCCAUCUGUACGAGACAAGGCAGCUGCUCUUGUGGGAGUGAUCGAUGUGUGUCCUUCAGUCGACAAUUCGGUCAUGAUACCACAUUCUACUACUGCGGCCCUUGUGGUUACGUCGGUUCACAAUGUAGGAACAACACCUGUACCCACGAGCUGGCUACUUGUUCCGGGUCAUACUGCCAGUGCCAUGGUACCUUCUACGAGUUUAGCUACUGCAAGAUACCUUACAUGGGUUACGAAACAGCUCUUCAGUUGGCCAUUAUUAUAUGUAUCGUCAUCGCUUGUUGUCUCCUCAUAGCAUCUAUCUACAGCAUGAUCAUCGGGAGACGAUUACGAAUGAUACCUAGGAGACUCCGGAGACGUCGAGACGAAGAUGGAAACCAGGAGUCUCCAGCUGACGAUACGCCCCCUACGUACGACGACGUAGUGGAGAACCUUCCGUCGUACCAGGAUGCCCUCCAGAUGGCCGAGGUUAACCCUGACGAAGGCAUCACCAAUCCUGCCUUUGAUAAACACGACCCUUUGUCUCCUCCGUAUGGGAACGAGCACCUGGAAGAGGAAGAGGUAGGGAGAAGAUUUGAAGAGGAGGAAAACGAAAAGGAAGAAGAUCACGAAGAAGAAAGCAGAGAGGAAGAAGAGGGGAAGGAUAUUUCUCAAGCGGAUGAAGAAGGAAAUGGCGAUCUUCAACAUCAUCCACAAAGAGACGAGAUUUCCCUCUCAGACAGGGAAGCUCGACCAAUAGACGAAGAGAGAUCACACGGGGAGGCCUCUGAUUUGCCGGAGGUUCACCAAUCAGCUACUAGAUCCAAAAUGUGCCUUCAGCCAAUUGAAGUUCCGCUGCACGAAGCUCUUAACUCACAUGAAUGUUAAAGAAUAGUGCUUACGAGGGUUCUACUUAAAUCAGUAUACCUGUAUAUUGAUGCUGCUUGUAGUAGUCUAGUCAAAAAUGAGAUAUGACCUCCAAUAGUGGUAGUGUGUGGUAAGAGUGUACAUAGGGUGUCACAGAAAAAUGUCCCUAACCUCCCUGCCUCUCCCUCCCUGCUCCCUGUAUCUCUUCUCCCCCGCUCCCUGUCUUCCUCCCUGUCUGCUCCCUGAGACACUGAGAGUUGGAGGAAAGGGGGGGGGGGGCAGGGAGGCUGGGACAUCCAUAUAAGUGGAUUUUAUAUACCUAUACAUAUAAGAAGAUAAUGCUACUGGUAUAUUUAUUAUAAUUGCAUUUAUAUAUAUAUAUCACGCUAGAUAUAAUUGCCAUUUAAGCCUUAAAAAGUAACUGAAGUUGGUUAGGUUAGAUUAGGUUAGGUUAGGUUGGUUAGCUAGGUUAGGUUAGGCUAGGUUAGGUUAGGUUAGGUUAGUUUUUUAUGAAACUAUUCAUUUAUAUAAAUUUUUAUAAGUAAUUUAUAUGAUCGUUAUGGCCAGUCAGAAAUUAUCGCUAUUCGGCAAUACUAUAAUAAAUAUAUACUAUUAUAUCGUCCAUUAUAAUAU
Homarus americanus (American lobster) is the source of this 1853-nucleotide messenger RNA. RefSeq lists its product as uncharacterized. NCBI's taxonomy places the organism in Eukaryota, Metazoa, Arthropoda, Malacostraca, Decapoda, Nephropidae. Bases 36 to 1241 code for a protein of 401 amino acids. The transcript has 8 exons. The record is from RefSeq and is a predicted model, not a curated record.